AAAUGCUGGAGCGUGGCAUUGAUUACGUUAAUCGUGAUUUUUAUUGCCUUAGCUCUCGAGCGAUCAACCGGGCUCCUAUACAUAGCCUUCAUGGAGGAAUUUCGGGUGGACCGUCAAGCCGCCUCUUGGCCCCAGAGCCUUAUGACAUGCCUAAGCGGCCUCAGUGGUCUUGCCGUGGGACUGCUUCAGAAAAGAUAUUCCAUCAGAUACAUUGCAGUUGCAGGAAGUGUUGUGGGAUGGAUUGGCAUAAUAGCAUCAGGAUUUGCUCCAAAUAUUAUCUGGAUGUCUAUCACUAUGGGAGUCAUUCACAGUAUCGGGAGCGGCGCAGUCUACUUGGCGGUGAAAAUAUUUACAGUAAUGUAUUUCGAGAAGUACAGAAGCACUGCGUUAGGAAUCGCUCUUGUCGGGAUCACAGUCGCAGGUUUCGUUUUUCCAAAGCUGCUCUUGUAUUUAAGAAGUGCCUAUGGAUUUUCAAAUGCUCUGCUUCUUCUGGGUGCCCUUUCGAUGAACUCGACUCCGCUCAUCUUUUUGCUUAAGGUUCCUCCUUGGAGCAAACUUAGUGAAAGGAAAGAGUCAACGUCCUCACUUCGUCCACUCACGACUGUCUAUGUUAUUGAAGGCAACGUAGAUCGCGAAUAUCCGGCAGCUGGUCAAUCUUCUUUUAUAUCAUCUCAAAAUACGCGGGCGAAUAUUGCAAUAAUGUGGUCUCCCGUCUUCCAUAUUGUCAUCUGGUCGACAGCAGCUACAUUUACACUUGACCUAACGUUUCUUACGACAAUCGCCGACUAUUCUGAAGACAAGGGUCUUUCCCUCGAUGAUGCUGUUUGGAUAUCGUCGUGUUUUUCGUCAACCAAUCUUCUGGGACGCCUGUGCCUUCCAUUGCUUGCCGACAAACAAUACCUUCGACGUAGCACAUUGUUGACGCUUACACAGCUUUUGACUGGUGUCGUCAUGGUGAUAACUCCUUUUGCUGCCACGUACUGGUCCAUCGCGACCAUUGUCGCAUUAGCAUCAUGUUUUGUCGCCUGUUCGCUUGUUCUGCACGAAGUGCUAAUAGCUGACUACUUUGGUGUCGAGAGCUACGGAUUUAUUCAAGGUAUCAUUGGCCUCGUGAGAGCUCCUCUUCAACUUUGCAAUCCUGUUCUUGCUGGAAUCUUUCGUGACCGAAUGGGGGCGUAUGACAACUUGUAUCGAUUUCAAGGAGGACUCAUUCUCUUUUUCGGACUGUUGUGGUGGACGAUCGUGUACUGCGAAGGAAGGUGUCCGUCAUUUUUUCCCAGCAUGCGACCAGAGGAGACAAUCAAAUCAAAAGCCGUCCUUGAAAUGUCAACACACUCUGGCAGGCAGAUUUCACCAAACGCUGGCAAUCCAAGUGACCAUUCGGCUGAGUUCCGGGUAAUAUAG
Ixodes scapularis (black-legged tick) is the source of this 1404-nucleotide messenger RNA. RefSeq names its product monocarboxylate transporter 12-B. The coding region runs from base 91 to 1404 and encodes 437 amino acids. Gene Ontology annotation, molecular function: monocarboxylic acid transmembrane transporter activity. The transcript is spliced from 4 exons. The record is from RefSeq and is a predicted model, not a curated record. NCBI's taxonomy places the organism in Eukaryota, Metazoa, Arthropoda, Arachnida, Ixodida, Ixodidae. Gene Ontology annotation, biological process: transmembrane transport.